AUGCCCGACACCAACGACACUCCAUUACGGCCCUAUCGAUCACACAAGAUCCCCGCCUGUGACUUUUGUCGAAGACGGAAAAGCCGAUGUACACAGGACUUGGUGGACCAGCCAUGUCUGCUGUGUCGCAUGCACGGGGCUGCAUGUUCCACCGCCAAACGUGGUGUUGAUGCGAGUCCUCGUGCUCAAACACCGACGGCGAGUAAUAGUACCAAGAGACGGCGUGUAAACGACAAAGGGUCGCAAAAUACCGAUGGGCGCCAGAGAAGGUCAUCGAGAACUGCUGCAGCUCGGCAUUCUCCUGUUGUUGAAGAGCAGCAGUCGAGACCUGCACGGCGGCUUUCUGCUGUUGCCGCUAAUGAUACAAACAAUCAGUCUAGCCACAUUAUCGGGCCAGCCAUGGCUCGUGAUGCUCAAGUCCUCCAGCGAUAUAUGUCGCCGGCCUAUGAUACAGCAGUUUCCUAUGCUCGCCCAAACCCAUAUAGCGUGUACUCACACGAUCCACGAGACCCUGUGGUGUACAUGAAAGUUCCUCGUCAUCGUAACAUUGUGCCUUCUGGGAACGGGACCGCUGGCUUCAAGCAGUUUGAAUCAAUGGAAAAAAUAAUCGAGCCGUUGGGGCCAGAGCUUUUCCAUGUUUAUUUUGAAAACAUCCAUCCUCCAUUUCCAAUCUUGGAUGAAAAUACAGUUCUUGAGGCUUAUCGUCAAGACGGUCUCCCCCAUUCUCUUGUGUGUGAAAUAUACGCCGUCUCCCUCAUUCUGUGGAAAACGUCGAGGAAAAUCGCCAGCAGUGGUCGUCCAACUCCAGACAUUAGGUAUAUGUGGAAUCUAGCCGUCAGUGCUAUGAACGACGAUUUCUCGGCACCGGAUUUUUCUACUGUCUUGGCCUGUAUUCUAGAUCUUCUUGGACGGCCGAUUACUUCUAUCACGUACAACGCGGUAAACAUCGGCCGAGUUGUUGCUCUAGCCCAAAGCUUAGGGCUGAAUCGAAAUCCACUUAAAUGGGACCUUGACUUUAGGCAAAAGAGUCUACGUAUUCGUACUUGGUGGGGGAUUCUGAUCCAUGAUCAGUGGGCGAGUCUAUCGCAUGGGACUCCGCCUCAUAUCCAUCGGUCUCAGUGGGACGUUCCACUGCCUGACUCAGACUCUUUGCUGAUAAACGGUGCUUCUACGGGUGGCUUUAUAGCAAAUGAUCGAGCCCAAGGUGGCCGCUGUUUUAUCGCUCUGUGUCAAUUGACCGUCGUUCUAGGAGGCAUUUUGUCUUUGCUAUACACAGUUGAAGAUCAAACUAGGGAACAGGCAUUUAGAGCUUUGAGAAGACACGAAACAGCACUUGACCAGUGGGAGGAGGGCCUGCCUCAUUGGCUUUGCCCUGGUAGUCUAUCGUAUAAUAGAAAGACUGCUGGAGCCUUGAACCUGCAACUUUGCUACCUGGUUGUGCGAAUGUGUCUGUGGAGAAUAGGGCUUCUUGAACUCCAUCGGUCAGACGAUGCCGACAUAAAGAAAGACAAAUUAUACUACCAGGCAAGAUGCCGAAAGGCUGCCCGGGCGGUAAUUGACUUUAUUACUUUGUUGAAAAGGAGUGAGAUCGACGUGUUCUGGUUACCUUAUACCGCGUACCACUUUACUUCAGCAGCGACACUGAUUCUUCGCUGUGCACUCGAGGCCGAGGAUACCGAUACUGCUCAAGAAUGUGUAGCAAGCGCAAAGAGACUGAUGGAUUUUCUGCGCAAGAUGAAAAAUGAGGUUAAUUGGGAUCUGGCAGAUAUCUGUCUUGGUCACUGCGAAGCCGUCGUUGAGAAAUUGAGCGACAGUCACUGUCUCGAGACGUGGCGCAGGAUUCCACAUGGCGGUGGACAACAACAACAACAACAACAACAACAGUUUGAAGAAGAGUGGAACAGGAAUAUACCGGCUCAGGCAAGUCAUGAGGGUCCUCCUGAACCAUUGGAUGAUGGUAUUUUCGUGCCGUUGAACCAGGACGUGAACGAAUCAGGAGCGGAGAGUGCCCAGACUCUUUUUCAGGAUCUUAUGGCCUACAAUUCUACGCCAGGGACCAUGAUUGACAAUCCCAUGUUCCCUGAUCUGUGGCAGCUGCCAUACUUGGAUGAUUUCAUUUCAGACUUUCUCUCCAUUACCGUCUUGAAAUUUAACAAAUUCAACAACAUGCAGCUCCCACAACCCUUUGCCGAUAUCCCGCGAGAAUCGUUUCUCUUCGGUCCGUCGCCCAUCCAGCACCUUCCCAACAUCACCAAAGCCCUCGGUGGACAGGUUCAUAUUUAUGCAAAGAGAGAAGACUGUAACUCUGGUCUCGCUUUUGGAGGGAAUAAAACCCGGAAAUUAGAAUACCUCGCAUCAGAUGCAUUAGCACAAGGAUGCGACACAUUGGUCAGCAUCGGCGGAUUCCAGUCCAACCAUACUCGACAAGUAGCAGCAAUUGGGACUAAAUUGGGAAUGGAAGUCGCCCUUGUCCAGGAGAAAUGGGUGCAGUGGGAAGACCCAGUGUACGACAAGGCCGGAAACAUUCAGCUGUCACGGCUAAUGGGCGCGGAUGCGCGUCUCGAUCCGUCUCCAUUCGGCAUUGAGCAUAAACAGACACUCCAAAAGCUGCAGCAGGAGAUGGUUGACAGGGGCAGGAAGCCGUAUUACAUCCCAGCGGGAGCUUCAGAUCACCCAUUAGGCGGCCUGGGUUUCGCGCGGUGGGCGUUUGAAGUCGAGCAGCAAGAAAAAGAAAUAGGAGUCUUCUUUGACACAGUCAUUGUGUGUGCAGUCACCGGUUCGACCAUGGCGGGCAUGGUAGCAGGAUUCAAGCUCGCACAAAAGAAAAAUGGCUCACGGCCACGCAAGGUCAUUGGCAUCGACGCCUCGGCGACGGUCAAACAGACCUUUGACCAAAUCCUGCGCAUCGCCCGGACCACAGGAACCAAAAUCGGUCUGAGCGAAGACGACAAUGUCACGGCGGAUGACAUCAUCCUCGACGACAGGUAUCACGCAGGCGUCUAUGGGAUCCCAGAUCAGCAGACCAUUGACGCUAUCAAGUUUGGAGCCUCGACAGAGGCCUUCAUCACCGAUCCCGUAUACGAGGGUAAGAGUCUGGCAGGGAUGAUGGACCUGGUGCGAAAAGGGGAAAUCACCGCGGGGUCCAACGUGUUGUAUGCCCAUUUGGGAGGGCAGUUAGCACUGAAUGCGUACACUGGGAUGUAA
Talaromyces rugulosus is the source of this 3204-nucleotide messenger RNA. RefSeq lists its product as uncharacterized. Gene Ontology annotation, cellular component: nucleus. The transcript is spliced from 7 exons. The coding region runs from base 1 to 3204 and encodes 1067 amino acids. Gene Ontology annotation, molecular function: DNA-binding transcription factor activity, RNA polymerase II-specific; 1-aminocyclopropane-1-carboxylate deaminase activity; pyridoxal phosphate binding. NCBI's taxonomy places the organism in Eukaryota, Fungi, Ascomycota, Eurotiomycetes, Eurotiales, Trichocomaceae. The record is from RefSeq and is a predicted model, not a curated record. Gene Ontology annotation, biological process: amine catabolic process; DNA-templated transcription.